UAUUUUUGCUGUUAAGUUACAAUACAGCAUUAGUCUCAAGUUGAAUACUUUUAAAGCAUUUUACAUCUUCACUUGAACAGAACUCCGUGGUGACCAUGAAACUACUAUUCCUAGUGAUGUGCCUGAUUGGAAUUUGUUCCUCCAUUCCUGUGUCUGAGGAACAUGAUCGAGAGGAGCGCUCAGCUAGUGAUGAGAUGUUCAGGGGUAAUGGGCGUGGUUUGGGAGGGUUUUACCACUAUCAGCCACCACAGUACCCAUCAUACUUCCCUUAUGCCCAGCCUCCCCAAAGUAACUCCGCCCUGAUGGCCCUCCUGCCCUUCCUAUUUGCCAGACUCGCUGCCACUCCUGUGGCAACUCCUGCUGCAGCUCCCGCUCCAGCUCCCGCUCCAGCUGCCUCCGCCACACCGGCCCCAGCAGCGGGAGGAAAAUGAGAUGGGCGUCGCCAGAGGAACCAGAGAGAAAACUCUGACUCCCAUGUCUCCACCUUGUUUACUUAAAUUAUGUUGAUAUUAGCUGCUGUUCAAAGCUGAUUAUUACAUUAUCAAUAAAUUAAUUAAGUUUUAAGAUCCGUCA
Messenger RNA from Oncorhynchus nerka (sockeye salmon), 573 nucleotides. RefSeq names its product cyclin-dependent kinase inhibitor 1C-like. The record is from RefSeq and is a predicted model, not a curated record. The transcript has 4 exons. Bases 96 to 431 code for a protein of 111 amino acids. Lineage: Eukaryota; Metazoa; Chordata; Actinopteri; Salmoniformes; Salmonidae.